This is a messenger RNA of Peromyscus californicus insignis, 10903 nucleotides long. RefSeq names its product oocyte zinc finger protein XlCOF6-like. The record is from RefSeq and is a predicted model, not a curated record. Gene Ontology annotation, biological process: regulation of DNA-templated transcription. Lineage: Eukaryota; Metazoa; Chordata; Mammalia; Rodentia; Cricetidae.
GGCCAACUCCACGCUGCUGGUUUUUUUCUCUAAAUUCCUCUGACUCAGCAGGUGUCCCCGCCCCUAGGGGACUCGUCCCUCCCACUCUGUCUCAGGCUGCCUUCCACACAACUCCAGCUGUCAGGCUGCCCUGGACCCGCUCUGCACAGCCUCCCCACAUGCUCGCUGCCAGCCUAGACCAGAACUGGGUCUAGGAGGACGCUGCACCUCGGAAUCUGACCCCCACCCUGGGUUCUGAAACCUUGGGAUACAAGUUAUCUUGUGUUUGGAGCAAAAAGGUAGAUGCACGUAGUUAGUAUAACAAAAGUUAUAUUUUAUUAUGCUGAGGGUCUUCACACAAGGUUCACAAUCAAGGCUGAUCACCUGUGCGACGUGUAUCUUAGCUGAAGGUCAGGUCCAGUCUCUAACAAAAGUCUCUGAUUAGAGCGUCAGGAUCCUAGGGAGACUCUCCAGACUCUGGGCAGAUCAAGGUGGCCUCUCUCCAGAUGUGCAGAGCAGAGCAUUGCUCUUGGUCUCUGCUUAAAUACUGUCCAGUGGGCGUCAUGGGGUCUAGGACUGUGUCUAGUUGGUUAUCUUGAGUGAGUGAUGUCACUAAGUUCUGGAUGUCAAGUGCACCCUUGGGUGUAGUGGGGAUCCUUACUAAGCUAUUUUUACAUUUCUAAAAGGCAUUUUUUUUUUUAAAAAAAAACCUAUGCUCAUUACAUCCUGCCUAACUUCUCAUCUUGGAAUAACAGCCUCCUGGGUUAAAAAUGCACAGCAAAAGACAACAAACACCCUGAAGUCUGAGGCUCAGGUUCCACACUCCCAAAACAAAUUAAAACUAAGAUAAAACGCCCUUGGCUCAAAGCACAAACCAUAUCUGUAUCCCCUAAGGAGAGAAAGUUAAAUAAUAUCUAAUAUACAGAACUCAAAAACCAGAGUCAUGUUUAACAUGGCCAAACCUGUAAAUCAUGUGAUUCGACUCAAAGAGGACAGGAACAAAAUGAUUCGAGGACAAGAAAACACUAGCAAAUACCUGAAGGAAAUGAGGACAAUGUAGGAUAUGAAAAACGAAUUUAAUAAGUAGUUAGAAACACCGAGAAAAAAAAUCAAAACUGAAAGGAAACAAAUGAAAACUGCAAUAAGCCAAUUAAUAGCUCAAAGAGAUCCCUCAGGUAGGAGAGAGAAUAUCAGGCUUGAAGAUAAGGUAGAAGAGCUGGAUGAUUCAGUUAAAGAAAAUAAUGAAUUAAAAUAAAAAUGCUCCAUGUAGAUAGCACUAGCUAAAGGUAAAAGUGAAGUUUCAGGUGCACAUUCUACACUUAUUUGAAAUAUUCUGAAUUUUACACACAGUACCUUAGUCUGGAGAGCUUUACUGGAGAGCUGGAUAAUCAUUACCAUCACUACACAAAUGAAGUGACACUAAAAAGCCAUCUUUAUCCCUCACAGACCUCCAUUAUUGCCAGACAAACAUCUGGAAUUAUUAGCAAUGUUGACUUGGGAGAAGACAAUUCAGUAACUCAGGAUUUAGAAAAGAAAUAGGUGUCUUAGGAAGUCAGUGGUCAGUCAGCCUGUUAAUAGCCUAAUAAUGAAUUCAUCCUAUGCUGUCACAUGGUGAUAUUGUGGUUGUGUUAACUCAGAAACAAGUUUGUCUUCUGGGAAGCAUACUGAAGGUGUUUUUAUGGAAAACAUAGAAAAUUCAAUUUUAAAACUAAGUGGUGAAUGUAGAAGCUUCUGGCUAAGCAAGAUGCAGAAAAUAAGUGACAUAAAUGGGUGCAACCCUAAACAAGUCAGUUGCACCAUGCCAUCUAUGGCCCUGGGAAUAUUGAGGAACAGGUGGUGGAAAGGAAAUAAGAAAAGAAAGAUGAGGAAUGGCCAUGACCUGCCAUUCUCCAUACUCCAGAAACUCAUAUCAGUAGGUCAGAGCAACUGUUCUUGCUUGUACUGGGCUCAGUCAAGGCCAGCCCUGGACACAAUCAGUCUAGGAAGGGGAGAGGCUCAUAGGUCUCCACCCUUUACCUCUCAAUUGUGACUAUGGAUAGACUUUAGAAGAAGGGGAAUCACUGUCUUUAGGUGUGUCUCUUCUGAUGAAUCCACCGGCUCCAUCACAUAGCUCCAAGCUCACAGUUUCACAUACGGCCCCAGUUAAUCUUAGUGGAUCAAAAAACAUAAUGAAUAGAAAUGAACAUGAGAGAGAGUUAUGGAAAAUAGGGAGACAGAGAGAGACGGGGAAAUAGAAGGAGGAAGAUAGAGAGAAGGAUGUGUAUGGGCCAAGAUUGUAGGCAGUAGGGAUCAAAGUGUAAACUAAGCAAGGUAUAUCAUGUAAAAUGGAAAAAAGAUAAUAAUUAAAGUUAAAAUCUUUCAUUUUGCCUCUUUAUCAGGUUUGAUAUCAGGUAAUAUUGAUUUCAUCAAAAAUCUGGAAGCCUUACCUUCAUUUUACAUCAAGGAGUAUUUUAAGUAGCAUCUCUGAAAUUCUGACAUAAUUCUGUGAUGAAUCAAUCUGCUUCUAGGCUUCUCUUUUUAAUCAGGGUGUAUUUAUUCCUGCUUCAUUGUUGUUGCUGCUUAUAUUUAGUUCAUGUUGGUGUAAUUUGGGUGUGUGGUAUAAAUCAGGAGAUUUGAUCAUUUCUUUUAGCGUCCCUAAUUUAGUUCGAUGAGGUCUUUAGAGUCAGCAGGCACCAGAUAUGCUUGUACACUCCUGUCUCGUGAUUGGGCUAUGCAGUUAGCUUGAGUACUUCCCAGGUCAUGUUGACAAUAAGUCCCAUAUACAUUGCUAUCAAAGAGAUGCAGACUAAAUCUCCUUUAAGAUUCCAUCUCACCACAGUCAAAAUGCUAUCACCAGGAUUUAUAACAACUUGUGACAUGAAUGUGGGGAAAGGGACACUGUUGUACACUGCUUGUGGGAGUGUAAACUAGAGAAGACACUUUAGAAAGGAUUCUAUAUUUUUCUUAAAAACACUAGAAAUAGAACUAUCCUACAUACUAUACUGUUUAGCUAUUUAUCCACAGAUGCUCUUAUGAUUGUUGCCUACAGUUCUCUGUGUACACCCAUGCCCAUCUGCAUAGGCUGAGAAAAAGAGACUCCAGAAUUAUUCAAGCACCUUCAGAGUCUAGGUAAGAAUAUAUUUGUCAUGAUUAUAAUCAGGGCCAGAUUUCUCUGGUGUGUUCUGAGGUUUAGGCUGUGCUGUGAUGAUCAUGACAGGUAAAUAGGCAUCCCAGCUUUGCAGGGAGGUUAGAACACAGAAAUACAAACGCAGAGCUAGGGGUCUGUCCUUAAAGAAUAGGGUUCUGAGCUCAUGGGCACCUUUCAGGUGACAGAACAGCUCGUUUCACAUUGUGGUGAGUUCUAUUGUUUCUCUCCAUAUGGGAAAAGAAUGAUGUCACCAGCUAAUAGAUUCUGCAUAUGUGCAUGGAUUAAACACAUUAGUGAUUAACUCCAUGUCACAAAUAAUCCUAGCUGAGUCAAGGAAAGAAAUGAAAGCAUUUUCCAUUGGAGUAAUUUAACUAAGAGCAAGUCCAGAUUUGAAUUCUCUACUUGAAGUUCCCUGUCCCUUCCAUCCCCCAGUUCUCUGUUCCAUGAGUUUUAAUCUCUUCCUGCCCGAAGGCUGUCUUGUAAAUCUAUCCCUGUGUGUUUGGUUGCUGUCUGUCUGUCUCUGUGUGUGUUUGUCUGUGUGUCUGUGUACACUGUAUGUAUCUGUCUGUCCAUAACAAAGUGUUUUUCUGUUUUUUAUUGAAUAGUAUAGUGCUACAAGCCACAAAAAUAUAUAAAGUGGGAUUUCAGCUGAUUAUGACAAAGCUAACACCUGGAAGAAGCCAAGGGCCUUCCAGAGGUCAAGCUGAGGCUCAAGGAGUAUUGGUGAUAUUGUCUUUUGAUUAUUAGCUGUUUCUUGCUAUGAAUUUCUCAUGUGCUAUUGUAGCUUUUCCAUCAUUUAUUGGGCACCAUUUCUCUUCUACUAAAGGAAUAUUUAGAUAACCUGUACUAACAGUUAUGCACAGCCAGAAGCCCAGUUUAAGCCUCCCUGUGAUUAUCGUCAUUGGCAGCAGCCAGCCAGGGCCAUCCCCAGACAGAGGAAAGUUCCUUAUCUGAGAUACCUAUGUACUGUCUAAGAAGAGACUUAAGCAUCCAGACUACCUGUUUGAGAAGGCCUGGUGGAUGUGCUAAUUUAGCUUAACUUUCUCCUUUUCAAAGUCUUAUCUCUGGUUUUAGAACCACCCUUAACAAUUAACUCAGAACUGAGGGUUUCAACUUACAGGUACAUCUAGCUGUGAUGGAAGUUGCCUAGCCAAGUUGCCUAGCGACCGAGCACACUUGCCAGAAACGGUGGGAGCAGAGAUAGCUUGGAGAGAUAAGAAUCAAAUCGAUAAAAAGUCAGUUUUAUUUUCAGAAUGGAGGGAGACCGAGAAGAGAGAAAACAGGAGAACUCAAUGGAGAACUUGAGGAUGAGAUGGAAGAUGAGGAAGAGCCAGAUGGGGAAGUACUAGAUGGGUAAGAAAGAGAUAAGAAGGACUAAGAUGAGAAAAUUAAGAUAGAACUUAGAGGGGACAGUAGAUAAAUAUAGAGAGAAAUCAGGCAAGAAAAGAGCUAGGAGUGAAAACAGAACUGAAGCUAUUUAGAUAGGAUUUUAUCCCAGAGGAAUAAAAUAGAUGGACAAAGAGUUUGCUGUACUUAGAUUCUUUUCCCGAAAAUAAUUCUCACCAUUAAUAGUUUCUCUUCUGAGCCCCUGGAAAGUAUAUUAUUAAGGCUGGUCCUAUAAUAAUAUACAAGAGUAUAGAAAGCAUCACAUGAGGUAGGUAUGAGAAAUUCUUAACGGACAUUAAAUCCUCUGGAACUAGAAUUGUGGAUGGUUACAAAGCAACAUAUGAGUGCUAUGAACUGACUUCCAGUCCUCUGCAAGAGCAUAAAGCGUUCUUUGUUGCUGAGCCAUCUCUCCAGCCCCCAGGUAACAUUAUCAAAACAGGAGUUUUAAAGGUUUGCAUAGUCUCAAUAUAUGACAUUCCCAGAAAAAAAAAUUGACAUUACACUGAUCUUGAAUGUAUUUACUGGAGAAGCAGCCAUUUCUCCUGUUUCUCUGCUCUGAGAUUGUGUCUCAGAAAGAAUGACUGGACCUCUUCUUGCCUUUUCAAAUCCAAGUGUCAAAAAUGCACAUAUAAACUACAUUGAUAUUAACAACAGAUACUGGAGACAAAACAAGAGCAAUAACAUAUACCCACAGUAUUAGUAAGAAUCCAACUAACCACACCCACAGUGCAACUCAGGAUGGAGUAUUGGUUAUUAAGGCCACUCCACGUGGUUAAAAGGGAGGUUUAUUUUCUGGGGUAACUUACAAGUGAAGGGAUAGGCUACAGGGUCUGGGAAAGGUGUAGCACAGGCCAGCGGUGUUUUCUGGAGAAUCUGCUCGGUCUACCUCCAGUGUCUAGGGUCCAGGAACCAAGAUAGUCAGCCCAUCCGGAUCUCGGGUCUUCAGGAUCCUCUCUUAGCCCUGACUUGUAGGCGUGACUGUUACCAAAAAGCCUAAAUGGGGGUUUGAACUUCCAGAUCAAAGCUGGAAUGGCUACACACUACAAUGGAGCUUCUUGAAAAAUAAAACAAAUUAAAAAAAAUGAGACUGGAUGUAAGAGACAGGACCAGGUGGAGCUCUGUGUGUUGGAGGCCAUCUUGGUGUGCUUGAAGAGUUGCAAGCCAGCUAAGGCUAAAAAAGUGAAAAUAAUUAAAGCAUAUAUUUCCCACAAGACAUUCACUUCAAAACUGACAUAAAGCACUGAGAGUGAAGGAUUUUAAGUGACAAAAAGAUUUGCCUUGUAAAUUUAUUUCGGGGGUUCUUAGAGGGACACUACAUUUAAUAGUAAACUUUUCACACUUCAGCACUGAAACUGUCACUGUGUCAAAGCACCAGGGACAGCUGCAUGACCACACAGAGCCUCAGUGAGGAAGAUGAUGAAUAAAGCAACCAUCAAACAGAUGACACCCGUGGCCUCAGACAGGGAAAAGCCCAGGACAGAACAGAAGGGCUACUUCUUGGGAGAUGGUUUCCUGGCAUAGCCAAUAACCAAGCUGCCAACACCACAUCAAUGCCAACCCCUGAUCCCUGAUGCAGCCAUUACACUGCUCAAGUACCAAUACACUGUGCUAUGAUGUGGGUUUCCCAAGAGGACACACUGGUCUGGAAAUCCCAUCUGACCUGCUGGAGAAGGGAAAUGCGGGGGUGGUGGUGGGGUCUGUUGAGAUGGGCCUGUGGUCAACAAGGAAGCCAGGCAGACACCAGCCUGUUUAGAUCACUGGAAAGAAGAGGAUUAGAACUGGAGAAAUAAGAACUAUCUUGGUGGUCUGCAUUAUUUCAAUCUCGAGGAUUUAGCCCUUAUCACUUCACCUCUUAAGGACACUAAAUGUUGAGUGUGAAGGAAAGUUUUAAAAGAUACUUCAUGAAUGUGGGUAGCAAUAAAGAAGAUGGAUGGGCACAAUUAUGGAAGAUAACAGACAAUCCAAUACAAAACUCUGUAAAAAACAAAAAGAAUACUGACCAAUGAUAAAAUGUACCAAGGAUGAUGAUGAAAUGUUUGCUAGAAGGCUAUAUUAUCAGCGUGGGUUCAUUUUACUCAACAGUUUCCAAACACAAGACACAAUCACUAGUAGAGUGGUAGGGAGAAAAUAGACAGAAAUGCUGGGAAACUUCAAUGUCUAACACUUAGUUACAGAUAAUGAAAUCAAACAGCAUGGUGGACUUCGAAAACUAAAUAAGUGCCCCAGGCUGGAGGGUUUAGGGUGCACUUAACCAGAAGCUGGGGUGUAUUGGGCGGGGCCAGGCGGCGCCUAUCCAAGGAACCAAUAAGAAGUGACAGGAAAUACCACCAUUCCCUGUUGGACUGCGUGGUCCGGAAGUCCACGAGGAAGACCCGGCCGGGUAUUGGGGACCUGAAAUCUCCGCGGAGCCGCAGUCGCCGCGCGGGGCGGCCUGGGAAAGUCACCAGUCAGCAGCGCAGUGGCGGGAACCGCAGCCCGGCGGCCCUGGAACCUCCCAGAAAACUCAGAGAAAAGCAAUAAGAAGAAUGAAUUCUCUGAUAAAUGCUCCCCAGGGUCUGUUAUCAUUCAGGAAUGUGGAUGUGGACUUCUCAAAGGAGGAAUGGGAAUAUCUAGACUGUGCUCAGAGGGCAUUGUACAUGGAUGUGAUGUUAGAGAAUUACAACAAUCUAGUCUUUGUGGUACUGGCCCAGCAUGAUUUGAAUCCUAGCACUUUGGAUACUGAUGCAAGAGUAUAUGAGUACCAUCGUAUAUGUGAUAAAUAUGGGAAGGUCUUGGAUCAAAGCACAAAACAUAUUGUCCAUGAGCAUGUGAAUAUCCAAGAGAAGGCUUAUAAAUGUAAUGAUCUGGACAAAAUGGUUCAUGAACUCUCCCUGUGUGCACCACAUGACACAAGUGAUACUACAGAAAAUUGCAACAAGUACAGAUUCGCUACCCACAGUCACGCCUCUGUUGAAUCAUCAAACAUAAACAGACAUAAAAGUGGGAAGACUGGAGAAGAACACUGCAAAUAUAAAGACUGUAUAACCUGUUUAAAUUUCUGUUCCAUGGUUAUUCAAAAUCAAAGAAUCCAUACCAAAAAUAAAGAACACAAAAGUACAAAGUAUGAUGAAGUAUUUGACGCUAAACACAUGCUGAAACAAACAGGAGAGAAACCUUACAAAUGUAGUGAAUGUGACAAAUGCUUUAUCGAUGGUACACAUCUUAGAAGACAUCAGGUAGUUCAUACAAGAGUUAAGCCUUACACAUGUAGUGAAUGUAACAAAUCCUUUACCCAAAAAUACAGUCUUAGAACUCAUCAGAGAAUACAUACAGGAGAGAAACCUUACAAAUGUAGUGAAUGUGAGAAAUCUUUUUUCAUGAAAGACCAUCUUAGAACUCAUCAGAGAAUCCAUACAGGAGAGAAACCUUACAAGUGUAGUGAAUGUGACAAAUCCUUUACCCAGAAAUCCAGUCUUAGAACUCAUCAGAGAAUUCAUUCAGGAGAGAAGCCUUACAAAUGUACUGAAUGUGACAAAUCCUUUAGCCUGAAACGCAAUCUUACAUUUCAUCAGAAAAUACAUACAGGGGAGAAACCUUACAAAUGUUCUGAAUGUGACAAGUCCUUUACCAUGAAAGAGUUUCUUAGAAUUCAUGAGAGAAUUCAUACAGGAGAGAAACCUUACAGGUGUAGUGAAUGUGCCAAAUCCUUUACCCAGAAAUCCGGUCUUAGAAUUCAUCAGAGAAUUCAUUCAGGAGAGAAGCCUUACAAAUGUACUGAAUGUGACAAAUCCUUUACCCUGAAAAACAGUCUUAGAACUCAUCAGAAAAUACAUACAGGGGAGAAACCUUACAAAUGUUCUGAAUGUGACAAAUCCUUUAGGAGGGCCUCAUCUCUUAGAAUACAUCAGAGAAUUCAUUCAGGAGAAAAGCCUUUCAAAUGUAGUGACUGUUUCAAAUCCUUUGCCGAGAAACGCUGUCUUACAACUCAUCAGAGAAUACAUACAGGAGAGAAACCUUACAAAUGUAGUGAAUGUGACAAAUUCUUUUCUAAGAAUUUCAGUCUUAAAACUCAUCAGAGAAUUCAUACAGGAGAGGAAGCUUACACGUGUAGUCAAUGUGACAGAUCUUUUACUGAGAGAAGCAGUCUUAGAAUUCAUCAGAGAAUCCACACAGGAGAGAAACCUUACAAGUGUACUGAAUGUGACAAAUCCUUUACCCAUAAAUUCAGUCUUAGAACUCAUCAGAGAAUUCAUUCAGGAGAGAAGCCUUACAUAUGUACUGAAUGUGACAAAUCCUUUACCCUUAAAGGCAGUCUUAGAAUUCAUCAGAGAAUCCAUACAGGAGAGAAACCUUACAAAUGUAGUGAAUGUGAUAAAUCCUUUAGGAGUGCCUCAUCUCUUAGAGCACAUCAGAAAAUUCAUUCAGGAGAAAAGCCUUACAAAUGUAGUCAAUGUGAGAAAUCUUUUAAUCAGAAAACCAACCUUAGAAAACAUCAAAAAAUUCAUAUAGAAAAGCCCUGCAACUGUAAUGUAUAUCAAACUGACAAGCACAUUUCUAAGAAAGCUAAUCUUAGAAUACACCAGAGUAUUCAUACGAAAGAACUCUUUUAAAUAUUGUUUAUGUAUAAAUCCUCAUCUCUGAGAAGACAUCAGAGAAUACACAGAAGAGUGAAAACAUACCAAUUUAUCAAAUGUGAGAAAUCAUUUAUUUACUGUUUGCUCAUCUCUUAGAACAUAUCAGAGAAUUUAUACAGAAGAAAAACUUUACAAAUUGAGUCAAUGUGAGAAAUCGUUUAUCUAUAACACCAGCUUUGGAAGACAUCAAAGAUUCAUACAAAGAAGAAGCUUUAUAAAUGUAAAGUAUGGAGAAAAGCCUUUACCUGCCUCUCACAUCUAAGUAAACAUUCGAACAUUCACAUUGGGGAGAAAAGUUUUCAUAGGAAAUAAUAUGGCAUUUGUUUUAUCCAAGCUCUAUUCUUAGCAACACUCAAGGCUCCACAUGACAGAAUCAUUAUGAACUUGAGAAACUUGUGAAAUACUUAUGUACUCUUCAAAUCUUAGAAAACAUUAAGAGUUUAUGCUGAGGAAAUUCUGAAAAUGUGACAAUGUAGGAACUUUUUCAUUAAAGUUUUUACUUGUGCAGCCACAAAUCCUUCAUAAUGAAGACAAAAUGGAGAUGCCUGAAAAAGGUGAUGUUGCUUAACAGGUUCCUGGACACUGAAAUGAUCCAUUCUGAAGGGAAGCUGAUUUAGCAAGGAAGUACACCACAAUAAUAGCUUUAAGAAAUCCCAGAAACUGACAGGAUUCAGUAUCCCAAACUCAAAUGGAGAAAGUCAGACAAAUCAUGCCACUUAUAAGAGGAUUUUGCAAACUGAGUCACCAAGAUAGUAUGCUAUGCUCUCCCACAUGCAGAUCUGCAAUAUUCUUCAGAUGUCCAGUAUUCUUAAGCUGUAUCAAUGCAGGUUUCAAGCUUCACAAUAGUGACUGUUUGAGUCCCUUGUCCCAUAUUCCUUUCAGUAACUCCAAUAAAGGUCAUUGGUUCAUCAAAUUGGACUCUGUUCUGUUUUCAGUUCCCAAAUGGGGUGAGUAGGCAGAUACAUAAGUUGAAUCUCCCUAGCCAAAGUAUUUCAUAAAACAUUUGUUGAACCCAUUAAUAUUUCCUGCAAUGCUGUAAAUAGAAUAUUGAUAUUAAAGCAGCAGUUCUAAACCUGUAGUUUGUGACCCCUGGCUGGGUCAAAUUACUUUCACUGGGGUUCCUUAAGACCAUAGCAAAAUGUAUUUCCAAUGGUCUUAGCAACUGAGAUACUGCUUCUCUAUCCAUUUACAGGCAGUUCUGCCCACAUGCAGAUAGACAUACAUACAAGUACCUGGAACUGUAUUAAAGAAUUGCAGCAUUAAGAAAGUUAGAGUCACUGUAUUAGAGCAAAGACUUUUGAGUUAGCUAAGGUAGGGAAGAUUGUGCUCAAAGCUCGGGGCUUACUGACAUUGUAGUACUUGGUUAAUUUAAAAGGGUUCCACACAUACAGUAUGUAGAGGCUUUGGCAGCCUUAGGCAGAAGGGUGUUCUUUAUUGCGUUCAAGCAAUUGUGAGAGGUAUAUAAGGGUACAAGUGAAAAUACACCUACAAAAGUGCCGGUGAGAGACAUCAUAAAACUGAAAUGUGUCCCUGCAUGGCUCUGAAUUCAUGCUAAUACUCCAUGAUUCAGCUGUCCUUCAAUGAGUCUCAGAACAAUGCUACCUGGGGGUAAAUGCUAUACACUAUUGUGAUGUCCUCAUGUCCUGUUGUACUUUACAAUUUCCACUCUACUAGUUCAAACAAAUGCAUUGAAUUUCAGUUCUUUUUGUUAAAUCUUUUACACAAUGCUAACUUUGUAGAUAUCCCAGAAAAUCCCCAAUGAAAUAAAACUCAAUAAAAUGCUUUACUAAAAGAUUUA